ACUCACUACGGUUUAGCCAAGUCGGCCUGGCGCUUCCCGUCAAAUCGCUCAGUGUGCGAGGGGUUCAACGAUGCAGCCCGCGAGAAUGAAUGCGGUCGACAACAGCGCGGGACCACGAAGACACAGCUUUGGUAAAGACUGGCCGAUUCACUACUACAGGUGAUGGACACGCAGCCGGAAAGGCUGUGGAUGUUUGACUGAACGGUGCAACGGGCGAAAAUGCCCGUUUGGGACGGUUUAUUGGACAACAUGGCGAAAUUAUCACUUGUGUUUCCCCGAUGGCGCCGACUGCGGCUGUGUAUAUGCGUGUCCAUCCUUUCUGUCAUUGGUUUCCUGGUGUCCAUGAGUUCUAAACCCAAGGAUGACCCCUGCACCAACAGAGAUUGUCCUAUCAGAGAAUUCGGAGACACGGGCAAAACUAUAUUAUGGUAUUUUGUCCCGAGGUAUGUACUGGACAGUCCCGAACGGGUUCCACUGAGAAGGUGUCCUGAACUCGGAUGCUAUGUUACGACCAAUAGGCGAUAUCUCCCCCAUGCCCACGCGGUUCUUUUGUCCGCACAACAAAUAUUAGGGAACGACCAGCCAGUUCGAUACCGUGAUCAGGUCUGGGUGUACCAUAACAAUGAACCAAUGUACCUGUUUUAUGAGAACCUAAUUGAAGAGUUUCGGCGACCGCAAUGGAGGUCAGCAUUCAACUGGACAAUGGAUUUCCGGCAUGAUUCCGAUCUUCAAAGACCCUAUUCACAGCUAAGAACUCGCAGUUCUACGGUGAAUCGGGAUUAUUCCACAAUUGUGCAGAAGAAAACAAAGCUCGUUGCUUGGGCGGUUAGCAAUUGCAUUGACGUAUCAGGACGUUUAUCCUACGCGCAUGAACUUCAGAAAUAUAUUCCAGUGGAUAUCUACGGUCGCUGUGGCAGUGGAGCAUUCUCUAGGUCGACUCCGGAGGAGUGGAACGACUACCUGAAUAGCACGUAUAAGUUCUAUCUUUCUUUCGAGAGCUCCUUUUGUAAGGACUACAUCAGCGAGAAGUUCUUCAACAACUACAACCUUGACCUUGUGACUGUUGCCCGAGGGGGAGGCAACUACACCCGUGACGUUCCUCGCGGCACCUACAUCAACACUGCCGACUUCAAAUCUCCCAAAGAGCUGGCAGACCAUCUCCUGUACCUCCACAACAACCACGACAAGUACAUCGAGAUCCUGAAGAGGAAACAAAGAUACUACUAUACAACGGAAGCCUACUAUUUUACAACCCAAACUGACAUUUUACAUCCAUUUUCGGAACGUUAUGUGGAACACUAUUAUGAAGAGGAACCUAUGUGUCAAUUGUGUUCAAGACUCCAUAAUCUGUCUGGUUAUUCUAAAACCAUUCCAGACAUUGUGCCUUGGAUUAAGUUGAGCAAAUGCUCUUCCGCAGGAGAUUUGCCUGUAACGUAUUUUUUAUAUGUGCUUAGUUUUGUUUUAACGUUAACUAUUAUGACUGGUAUACGUUAACUGUUAUACAUAUUCUAAAUGUAUUUAUUUUUUAAUCAUCGCUAUGUGGCUGCGAUAUUGCCAAUCCGAUGUAAAACUUUAACUCACUCACUGUGUUUAAGUAUUGAAGGGGCAGGAUAAAGGUAUGUGGGGAAUUCUAUACCAUCCCUAUGGCCAAGGUUCUGUUCACAUAUUGGCAUCAAGUGUUUAUGUGUACAUCGAACAUCACGCCUAAUGUUCUAAGACGACCAAAUGAUAGCGCAUUAAGGACAAGACUUCAUCACAGAAACUCGCUGAAAAAAUAUGUGUAAAUAGUCUCGGUCACAGUAAGGGACCGACAAUUUGAUAUUCUGGGGAUGGGGGUGGGGUUGCUGAUGGGAUUUUCUAUCGAGAUUAAAUGUUAUUUUAGCUACAGCAUCAAAUCAAGAUAUUUUUAAUUGACUAUUGUUAGCCUAAAUUUUGUUAAAAACAUCCUCCUAUAAUAUCAUUUUGUGGCAGGCAAUUUCUUUUUUUAACAGUCUCUAGCAUGGCUAUCUUUUUAAAGGAUCUACGGUACAAAAUGUUUUCGAUAGCAUCCCAGCCACCACGCAUAUAUUUUUCUACCUACCACCUCCACGUUGUAGUGGAUAGAACUGCCCGAGAGCGGAAGGUCGGCGGUUCGAUCCCCGGCCGCGUCAUACUAAAAGACGUUAAAAGAAAGUGCUUUUUGUUACCCUGGCUGGCGCUCGGCAUUAGGAGGAUAAAACAAUUACUAGCUCGGUGUCAAUAUAAUGUCUAAGUGGGCUAUCCGUGUUAAACUGCGGCAUCGUAACUUAGUUGACUUGCACUGUUAACCGGCAAACGUCAUGGCGCGUUUCACCACAACUCACCAUUGUGCUUUUUACUAUUGUCCGAUUUGCUCCAUUGUGCCUUGUUUUUUUGCCGCACUCAGCAAGAGUCCAGCUGUUUGAUGGUAGUCUGUAAAUAUUCGAGUCUGGAGCAGACAAUCUAGUGAUUGACAUCACGAGGUGUAUGACGUCAUUAUUUGUAUGUAGCUGCACGUUGGAAAAUAAGGAAAAUACGUACACAGAUAUUUUCCAAAUCUUUUCACGCUUUUGAUCAAGGGGCUCGCGUGAUUUGAUGAACUUCGCGAAGGAAGACCCGUUUUAUUACAAUAUAGAUCCGUAUUAUCGAUCAAAUCGUCCUCUCAGAGUGACGCCAUGUUAUAUGAAGCAAAUGCAAAUGAUAUGAGAUUGGCCAAUAGGAGGGAGAUAGAAGGGACAUAACCCGUAAUAGCCACUGGUAGCUCUAGGAUCGAGGCCAGAAAGUCCAGCCUUGUUCGGCAAGGGUGGAAACUGGGCAGUGAGUACUAUGCCUCGGAAUCUGGCACCAGCUGGUAGAUGCUCUAUUUUUAUAUGUUUGUUUGUUGUUUAACGCCGCACUCAACAAUAGUCCAGCUAUAUAACGGCGGUCAGUAAAUAAUCGAGUCUGGGCCAGACGAUCCAGUGAUUGAUAUCAUGGGCAUCGGUCUACGCAAUUGGGAUACGCAUCAACCUAGACAGCGAGCCUGAUCAACCGAUCCCGUUAGUCGCCGUUACGACAAGCAUGGUUUGCUGAAGACCAAUUCUAACGCGGAUCUUAAUGGGUCAGUUGCUCUAGUCACUGCAUUCUGAUACUGAGUGUACAUUCCCUUUGCAUGGAUUUUACAUGUCAUAUACACCACACGAAAGGACAGUGUUUCCCAAAUUUAUGUAUGUUAGGAAAUGAACGUGUCAUAAGAGGUCCAUAUCACCAACGUUUGAAAUGUACGUAUCAUUUGGCCGCUAAAUUUGCAUUCAUUACGCAGGUCAUGACAUUCGUGACCAACUCGUGUUAUUCCGGGACAAGCCAAUAGCGACUCGUGCCGCUCUCAUGGACAUUUUUGCGACCGGGUUCCGUAUUUGAAUCCGAACUGAAUAUUUUUAGCCACUGAAACUAGCGUCCAGGUGGUUUAUUGUGUAGUAAUUUAUGACUGAGUUCAAAUUGUUUCAUUACCAGUAGAGCCUUAUCAUCUUCCUAUUCCUAGAAGAUGUCUAAUUGUGACAACGUGGUAAAAGUGUUUAAUCUUAUCGAUAACUUGAAUAAGCAUUUUGACGCCUAAAUAUGUACAAAAAUACAAUAUUCAGAUAAUUAAGUGUAUUUAAUAUCUAAUUUUGUUUGGGUUUGGCGAUAUUGUCAAAUAAGAAAGUGUGAUUGAUCACUUACUGACUUAAAUGGUUUCAUUACGAUCGACAUUUCUUUUCUGACAUACUUCAUUUUAUUGCACUGAUUAAAUUUCCCAAACACCCAAGAAUGCGUUUGAUAUGACGAUUGUUAGAUUAGAAGAUGUUCUGUAGCCGUACUUGCGCUGUGUUGACGCGCGGAAGGGACGGGUCAAAUAAACAUUGACGCUAUUAUGUUCCACAAGUCUUUGAAAGGCAUUUAGAAGUGAUACACAUAAAGAAGAGAAUUUUUGGAUGACAACUUCUUGAUUAUGAGGAACUUAACGUUUCGGAGUAUAUGCUUACUCCUUCAUCAGGUGAAUGAUGAAGGAGUAAGUAUAUACUCCGAAACGUUGUGUUCCUCGUAAUAAAGAAGUUGACAUCCAUUAAUUCUCUACCCUUAUAUAUUACACAGUUUUCAUAAACAUGUCUAUGUUUAAAACAGUGAGAUCCUGACAUGUGCCAUAUAAAGCAUAUCGUGUUUAGUUAAAACAUACAAAGUCUCUGUUCCUUUUGGGACUUAAAAUAUAAAUCUUAAACACCUGUUUUACACAUUAACACCGUUUUACAGUGUAUAAAUUUGGUAAUUAUAUUUGCUUAUUAUUAUGAUGGUGGUUAAAUAUUGAUAUGAGAAGAAAUCUUAUUGAUUCUAUAGAAUAUUUAAUAUUUAUAUUCUGUACAUUUUGUAGUGCUAUAGAUGAUAUUAACAUUGUCUAACGAGAUGAGACCAAUGAAAUAUAAAGAAUAGUUAACACCUAACACUUCUUUGUU
This is a messenger RNA of Haliotis rufescens (red abalone), 4463 nucleotides long. RefSeq names its product glycoprotein 3-alpha-L-fucosyltransferase A-like. Gene Ontology annotation, cellular component: membrane. The transcript is spliced from 2 exons. NCBI's taxonomy places the organism in Eukaryota, Metazoa, Mollusca, Gastropoda, Lepetellida, Haliotidae. The record is from RefSeq and is a predicted model, not a curated record. Bases 220 to 1494 code for a protein of 424 amino acids. Gene Ontology annotation, molecular function: alpha-(1->3)-fucosyltransferase activity.